AUGUUGUUUUCGCCAAUUAUCAUUGCCUGCUUGCUAGCUGUAGGAAGCUCAGAAGCAUCUCCUGCAAAAUCCACGGCCUUGAAUGAUUCAAUUCCCCAGAUCCCGGACCAUAGCAUACUACACAACGUUGCAACCGUUCGCCCGAAAGAGGAACCGAAGCUAACUUCUACCACUACUCAACUGAAUGACGAGUCAAUCACAACAACAUCAAUCCCAUCGGGAUCCUCGCAUGUCGAAACAUCAUCAGCUCCAGAGACAACUCACCAUGACGCAUCGUCAUCCGCCGAUUCCUCAUCCGAGGCCACACCUGACUCCAACCUAUCCGGUACACUUUCUUCGUUGGGGCAGGGCUCUCCGACAGGCUCCAGCGAUGGCAGUAUCGAAGAUCUCGCGUCCGUUGUAAAGGAUCUCGAAGAGCUGCUCACAGGUGCUCGUAGCUUGCUGAAUCCUGAGCUUCUGAGCCAAGUGACUGAUACCUUUAAAUUCAUCUCAACCGGUUUGGCACCUCCAGUUGAUACCGAGCUCAGGCCACUCGUGAUCAACGCGAACAAACUCAUGACUGAUGAGUUUAUCGACAAAGUCAACACACUCAUUGAUAACGCCAACGAACUUUUGACCGGUCAAUUCGUCCAAAAGAUCGACGCACUGGUUGAUCAUGCAAACGAUCUCUUGACAGUCCAAUUCAAUAAGAAAGUUGAUAGUCUGAUUGACAACGCCAACAACCUUCUGACCGUUCAGUUCAGCAAAAAUGUGGAUGCUCUGGUUCAAAAUGCAAACAACCUUUUGACGGUCCAGUUCAAUAAGAAGGUUGACUCUCUUAUUGACAAUGCCAAUAGCUUGUUGAGCGACCAAGGCACAAAGGCUAUCGAGAGCCUUGUCAACAAUGCCAACAGCUUGUUGAGCACCCAGGUGACAAAGGCCAUCGAGAGCCUUGUUAACAAUGCCAACAAUCUGCUGACCCCCGGAUUCGUUGAUACCACAAGCGGCCUGAUCAAAAAUGCAGGUCCUCUUGUCACUCAGGCCAAUGAUCUGCUCUCACCUAGCUUUGUUAAGCAAACUUCGAGUCUCAUCGGUGAAGCCAAUAGUCUUCUCACACCUAGCUUUGUUAAGCAAACUUUGAGUCUCAUCAGUGAAGCCAAUGCUCUUCUCACACCUGCUCUAUCCAAUGCACUCAAACAAUUACUUGGAGAUAUCCUUCCGAUGAUACCAGAACUAAGGCAAUUGAUGCCUGAAAUCAAAGAAUUGUUGACAAAGUCAACUAUCCAUGAGAUUGGGUCUCUUUUGACCAACGCCAACACCUUGCUCAGCCCCGGUUUUGUAAACCAGACAUCCAGCUUGAUCAACAAUGUCGGCGGCCUCCUCACACCCGAAAUCGUGAACGGCCUCAGUGGCCUCCUCGACGAAGUGACUCCUAUUAUUCCUGAGCUCAAACCUUUGAUUCCCGAGCUCAGGCCUUUCAUCCCGGAGAUCAAACAACUGCUUCCUCAGGCGCUUCCUUUCCUGACACCGGCUACUAUGGAAGACUUGGGAUCUAUGCUGAUGAAUGCCAACACUUUGCUCAGCGCCGACUUUGUCAACCAUACAUCUACUCUGGUCGGCGACGCAAACGACCUUCUUACGCCUGAGCUUACGAAAAACCUUGGUGGCCUUCUCGAUGAAGUGACUCCUCUAAUCCCUAAGCUCUACCCCUUGAUUCCCGAACUCAAACCACUUCUCAAACCGGAUAUCAUGAAGGAAAUUGGGUCUCUCGCUACAGAUGCGCUGCCCUUACUCAAAGAAAUGGUGAACUCGAUGAACUCGCUUUGA
Molecule: messenger RNA, 1806 nt
Organism: Penicillium lagena
Lineage: Eukaryota; Fungi; Ascomycota; Eurotiomycetes; Eurotiales; Aspergillaceae
Exons: 1
Coding region: 1-1806 (601 amino acids)
Source: RefSeq, a predicted model, not a curated record